Molecule: messenger RNA, 369 nt
Organism: Hirsutella rhossiliensis
Lineage: Eukaryota; Fungi; Ascomycota; Sordariomycetes; Hypocreales; Ophiocordycipitaceae
Exons: 2
Coding region: 1-369 (122 amino acids)
Source: RefSeq, a predicted model, not a curated record
AUGGCGGACCCGCCGCUUCGCCUCGCCCGGCCCAAGCCCAAGCGCCUGGCCCUCAUCGCAUCCAACCACCCACCCGCCCGCCAUCGCAUCGCCGAUGACCUGCUGGCCAACCUCGCCCCUUCCACCGUCGUCGAGGCCUUGGCCUCCCCCACGGGAGCCCUCAGGGCCUGCCUCGACGCUGCCUCGGCCCCGGACCGAGACUUCGUCAUGAGGUCCGCCCUCGCCUCUCAGCGCGUCUGGGAAUGGCUCGCCGAGCUGGAAGACUGGGCUUGGCCCGCCGAGCCGGGCCCCGCGGGCUUUGAGAACCCCAAGCCGUGGCGGACCGAGGGCGACGACGACUACAUGGGCAGCCUACCCUCCCCGACCUAA